Messenger RNA from Ictalurus furcatus (blue catfish), 2424 nucleotides. Its product is annotated as leucine-rich repeat-containing protein 74A. Gene Ontology annotation, molecular function: protein binding; calcium ion binding. Lineage: Eukaryota; Metazoa; Chordata; Actinopteri; Siluriformes; Ictaluridae. Bases 1 to 1902 code for a protein of 633 amino acids. The record is from RefSeq and is a predicted model, not a curated record. The transcript is spliced from 13 exons.
AUGGAGGAGUCCAUCUUGUCACUGGAUUGUCUUAGCCUGACCGAGAGAGCCAGCACUUAUGAGGCUGAAGAGGAGGAUGAGUGGGAUACAGACACUGAAGCUGAAGAGCAAAAGAGCAUUGCGAAAGACAUGUCCACGGCUGAGGUGUACCUGCAGGCGUGUAAACUGGUGGGUGUCAUUCCCGUCAGCUACUUUCUGAGAAACCUCGGCUGUGCCACCAUCAACCUGAACCAACACGGCCUCGGUCCUUUAGGGGGAAAGGCUCUGGCCAUUGCUCUUGUGACCGACACACACACUGCAACACUAGAACUGGCUGACAAUUUCCUGCUGGCUGAGGGAGCAAGAUAUCUUGUGCAGAUGCUGAAGGCCAAUUACACUAUUCAAAAUUUGAAUCUCUCUGACAAUCACCUUCAAUCCGCGGGAGCUGAACAUAUCACAAAGAUGCUGCUGGAUAACGUGUCCAUCAAAUCAAUCCGACUUUCUGGAAAUGAAUUCUCAGAGGAUGAUGCCAAAUGGUUUGCAGAAGCCUUUACAACCAACUACAGAGUAAAAGAGUUAGACCUGAGUCACAAUAAGUUCUGCGGAAGAGCGGGUGAAUACCUCGGCCAAAUGCUAGCUAAUAACGAGGGCGUGGAGAUCCUUAAUCUGAGUUGGAAUUACCUACGAAUGAAGGGUGCUGUGGCUUUCUGCGCUGGACUUAAAGUCAACGUGACUCUGAAACACUUAGACAUCUCCUGGAAUGGCUUUGGCAAUGAAGGAGCUCUAGCUUUGGGUGAAGCUCUGAAAUUCAACAACACUUUAGUGUACCUGGACCUCAGUAACAACCGCAUCAGUGAUGAAGGAGUAGGAAUGCUCUGCAGAGGCCUUGAGGCCAAUGACACACUCAGAACACUGAAGCUGGCUUAUAAUGCUCUGACAGUUGAAGGUGCUUUGGCCUUGAUCAGCGUCAUAAAGAACUCUCUGAAAACAGCCCUUGAGGAGAUCAACAUAUGUAAUGUGCUGGUGAAUGAAAUCUUUAUACAGCUGCUGGAGUUGACAUGUCAAGAACACCCUGCUUUAGAGGUGUACUAUGGUGGUGUUGGAGGAUUUAUUACCAAAAAGCCUCCAAAGAGGCGUGACCCUAUGAAGGUCAUUCAGGAUUAUCUUGAUCAGCGCAAACUUCGGCUGUGGGAUUUCUUCCGCCACAUUGAUAAAGAUGGGACGAUGCACGUUCCUGUCUCAGAAUUCAGAAAGGCUGUGCAGCAAUCUAGCAUCCCGCUGGAUCGCUUUCAGCUCGAGCAGCUCAUCCAAAGACUAGACCGGGAAGGAACAGGCAUAGUAGACUAUAGAGGCUUGGCUGACACAAGAAAGCAGAUGAUGCGGGACCACCGGCGACAGCUGCGUAAAGUAGAGUCCCGUCAGAAGAAGGAGAAGCAGAAGAGCGAGCGCAUCCUCAAGACAUUUCAGUCGGCUGUUGAGGCCGUAACUCCACGUACCUCCAUAGUCAUGUCACCAGGAGAAAUUAAAGAAGACUCCAGCGGCCCUCAGCGCUUCUCAGCCACCCCCCUUAGUUCCUGGCACCACAUUGUCAUUUCCAACAGCAGCCGUUAUUCCAUCACCAACAUGAGCAGCGAUGUCCGACUUCCUAUGAUAGGGAAUGUUGCAUCCCACAGGCCCCUGAGUUCCCCAGCCAUGCGCUCUUUCUCCCAGCCUAACCUAAUGGACAAUCGCAGCUCUCUGCCUUCUCUAACCAAACCUGCAUCAGCCCAGGGCAUGAACUCUAUCAGCAAUCCAAGUGAAACAACCAGCAAACUUAGUCCCACUGACAACAACCUGACCAGAUCAAGACCUGCAUUAAACACUGCACAACCCAAUGUAAAAGUUUCCAGUGGGAAGAAAAAGAAAAGUAAAAAAAAAAGAUGAGAAGACAUUCAAAGGACAGAAUGUAAUAUGACUAUUACGUGCAAAGGACAAAGUACUGUGAAUAGACCAAUACAGAGUGAUUUUAAUGAAUCUAGCGUGUAGAGCUGUAUUUCAUAAUCCAGAUAUGUAAUAAUGAUUGACACAAAAUGUGCAAUGUUAUAUGAAUAUAAUUAUAACAAUUACCAUUAUACUGUACAAGUAUAAAUUAUGACAUUAAAUAAACUUCACUUAGUAUGCGAAUUUAUUUUUAUGACACAGUAGCAGACUUGGGGCAGAGUGGUGGUGCUGUGGGUAGUGCUGCCACCUCACAGCUCCAGGGUCCCAAGUUUGGUCCUGAGUAUUACUGUCUGUGUGGAGCUUGGCAUGUUCUCCACAUGGGUUUCUUCCCCAUGCUUUUGGUUCAGUUCCACCUACCAAAAGUAUGCUACUAGGUGGAUUAGACUAAAUUGCAGGUAGGUCUGAAUAACCCCAUCCAGCGUGCAUUCCCGCCUCACACCUGAUGUUCUUGGGAUAGGAUCCACC